AUGGCAUCUGAAAUGAAGGCCUCAAUCCACCGCUUCCGCCUCCGCAGGCUGUCCCCGUCUCCUGGGGCCGUCGGUCGGGCCCGAUCCGCUUCACCUCCAGUGUCUGCUGACCAACGAGAAGCGCGAGCCCACGGACAGCAUCCUACUACUGUCACCCAACAAGCAUCUGGCGCUCGCACUUCAGGUACAAAAACCACUCCGCCAGCCUGUGAUCGCUGUCGCAGCUUUAAAAAGAAGUGUAGCCGUACCUUUCCUGUCUGCUCUCUCUGCGCCACCGCUGGUCAGCGGUGUUCGUACACCAGCCCAAUAGCCAACGCUGAGGCUCAGAUACACCAAUUGCGCUCUCGGGUAGAAUGGUUAAGUCAGUACAUUGAUCAAAAUCUACUGCCACCAGGCCCACAGGGUAGGUUAAGUGGGAUAGAGACAGGAGCUGAUUUGGUGAGUAUACUUGGCCGAGGGUCACAUAAUGGUAUAGGAACCAUAGAAGGCACAGCCCCUCACUUCCCACGAGUGUUAGGCCCGAACACUCCUCCACUAGAUGCAACUGCUGCCCAACCUCUGUUACGCAGCCGUGAUGAAGUGUUGGCAGGACAGCAAAAUGCUGAGAUCCGCGUGGAAGAAAGGGAUCCGGGCAGUGUGCGAACCGCCAAUAGCCACUUCUCACCGUACCAGGGAUCAACCGAGGGAUCAACCACGAGACGAAGGUUGAUCGCUCGGCAGGCUUUACCUCCUGAUAUUGCCCCGUGCCGCUUCAUCGAUGCCUUCUUCCGCCAUGUGAACAGGGCGUAUCCUUUUGUCGACCAGGCGAGAGUACGGCGAGAUCUUGAGACUCUAGGGGAUGCAUCGCCUGCGGAUCAAGAUCCGCCCAUGACAUUACUAUAUCUCGUCAUGGCGAUUGGGUGCACAUCGCUCGUGCGGGCCGGGCAGAUCCCAAGUGACACAGCUCGGCAGUUCGAUGUAGUUUAUCCAGAUAUCAUACAGGAGUGUCUCUGCAGUGAGAGUGUUGAGUCGGUACAGAUCCUUGUCCUAUUGGGAUUGUACUCCCUUUUUGAUCCGGCUGCGACCUCUGCGUACUUUAUAGUUGGUAUCGCAGCACGGCAGGCCAUGGUCAUCGGCCUCACUCGUCCGGAUGAGAAGCCACGGACGGCAGUCGAGACUGAGCUCAGGCACCGAUUGUAUUGGAGCAUCUUCGUCUUGGACCGCAUGAUGUCGGCGUCUCAGGGCCUCCCAGCCGCUUUGACAGACGAACAUGCCGAUGUUCCACUCCCCGGCCUCACAGUAGAAGAGUUUGCUGGCCCAGACAGAGCAACGUAUGCUCGCAAUUUACAGACUAGUCGUCAUAUUAUUCAACUCAGGCAACUGGAGUAUCGAAUUCUAGACACUGUACAUUUUCAGCGGGACGCCGAAACUUCGCGCCUGUGUCCUGCAGAUAGACGGGCGAUACUGAGCAGCCUACGGUCCGAAAUAGAAAAUUGGUACAGCAGUGGCUGUCUCAUGUCACCGAUGGAAGCAGAUAACCUGCCUAUCCAUAGUAGUAUCACCUGGUUGAGCGCACAGUAUUACCACUUGCUUGUUUUCCUUUACUUCCCCAAUCACUUCAACAGUUCGGUUUCGCCGCCAGCUGUUAGUCGAAAAGAACAGCUCGAAUUCGCCAGCAAACAACUUCAAGCCAACUCAGCACUUCUUCAACAACGCCAAUUGCCUCUGAACAGGGUCACGUUGAGUCGGCUACUGCCAGUGGGGUUAAUAUUAAUGUCUGGCUUUACAGCUGGCCAAGGGCGAACCUCUUUAGUAGCUCAGAAUGAGCUUACUAUUCUUGUCACACUUCUCGAAGCGUUUCCACUAGGAUGGACAACGGCACAAGAGGCAGCCCGAAUCAUGCAGCAAUUUGUGGAUAUCAUGGCAGGACAAGGGGGUAUGGUCACGACGUUUUUUGGCACAGCAACUGGGGGGACGAUGGAAGAGUUGGUUAGGCCAUGCAUUGUCAGCUUCACGGAAUUGUUACACCAUUUCCUGGGUAAGGCGACGUGCUUUCAAUCGAUCGAGUAUUCUCAGGAGCUGCAAGGUGCUGAGCAGAUGAGUCAAGUCGGCGCUGCAACCCAGCAACAACCAUCGGCUAAUGCAUUGUGGUUGAAUGGAGCAGAUUCAGAUGACGCUGGCGUAAACGAGGAAUCGGUGCUAGGGUAUGGAUGGGGUUCGUGGGAUCUUGAUUUCCUUUAA
Molecule: messenger RNA, 2220 nt
Organism: Fusarium poae
Lineage: Eukaryota; Fungi; Ascomycota; Sordariomycetes; Hypocreales; Nectriaceae
Exons: 1
Coding region: 1-2220 (739 amino acids)
Biological process (GO): DNA-templated transcription; positive regulation of transcription by RNA polymerase II
Molecular function (GO): sequence-specific DNA binding; zinc ion binding; DNA-binding transcription factor activity, RNA polymerase II-specific
Source: RefSeq, a predicted model, not a curated record